This is a messenger RNA of Effrenium voratum, 717 nucleotides long. Lineage: Eukaryota; Dinophyceae; Suessiales; Symbiodiniaceae. The record is from the annotation of a GenBank genome assembly.
GGUCAGCUGUGCCACGCCAGCAAGUUCUCCCGCAACCCCGCGAACCACGAGAGCAUUGGCAGCUCCUGACCAUGCUGCGUCAACCGGAGCAGCGAGUGCUGUCGGCCUACUUCGACCCGAGUUUCCAGCACUACCACCCUUCCGAUUCAGCGUUGGAGUAUGCGCACAUUGACACAGGCCUGACUGUCUGCCAGCUGACUUGGGACAAGCCUCUGGAUGAAGUCGAACCGCUGCCGUUGAAGGAGUGCGCGGAUGUCGAGGAGGCAGACGCCCAUGAAGCAGCGCGACGCUUGCGCGAGGGCUUUGUGUUCGUGGGGCUGGUGGAGGAGUGGGACUUAUCCAUUUGCCUCUUCCACAAGCUGGGAGGAGACUGCCUCUUCUCCGAUUUUGAAAACACCAGACGGAACCUGGACGGGUACAACACCACGCUUCAGGGCUUCAGCGACACCUUGGAUGGCAUUUACCAAGAGGCGAUCAUUUUUCAACGAAACCUCGAGCUCUACGGCGUGUCCAAUGAGACUUGCCAUCCAGCGCGCUCAGCUCGCGGACCUUGGGAACUUCUGACCUCGGUUCGAAGUUGUGCAUGGUAUAUGCGGCCUGGUUGGUACGUUCUGACAUGAGGGAUAUCGGUGACACACGUGAUUCAAGGAACUGGCAACCACGCACGCCAAUGCGCUCAGCCUGUUUUACUUGUUUGCCUUGUGUGCUGGACAUGGU